ACAACUUGACAAAUUAUCAUUUCCGGUGUAGGUAAAAAUAGGCGGCAGAGACGUCUACAGGAAGCUUUUAAAAGGUCAGCGUCUACCUCUAGGAAAGUUAAGACGGCUCGUCUAAAUAUGGAGCAGGUUGUAGUUGAAGGAAGUGAAAUAGAAGAAACAGUUCUGAAAGAUUCACUGUUGCAUGAAAUUGAUGCACUGCUUUUGAAGUUACUCGAGCAUGGAGAGGAAAGUUUCUUAAUAACUGCAAAUACAACUACCAUUCAUGUAAUUGGAUCAAACAAAGGGAAAAGUUUUCUCUCACAAAACCAAGAAUUGGCGAUGAAAUUUCACAAUUUCUGCUAUGAUGACGUGGUUGAAAACAAAGCUGAUCAGAAUACAUCAGAGGAGUGCAAGUCGCACAGUGAAGCAGCAGCUGCUGAUGUGAAACUGCAAGACAGCAUGUCAGAGACCCCAGUUUCUAGUUCUGACAGUAAACGUGGAGAAAAGUCCAAAGGCCCUGACCUAGAUGUACACAGGAGAAGAAGGGGGAGACCACCGAAAGUUGCAAAGAAAGCUGAUAAGCAGAGAAAUGACAGUAGUGUAGAUUCUGAGGAAGAGAGAGUAGAAACCAAAGACAGAAAUGCAAAUGCUGAUGAUUCUAGAGAAACGGAAUGUGAAGUGUCAAGAAGUGGAAGAAGAAUCAAAAGGAAGACUUUUGAAUCACUUGGAUAUGUUUCACAAGAAAAGAAAAAGAGGAAAAGCACCUUUAGUCCAGAUGAAGACACAAGUGAUGCUUCUAUCAAGUCACCGUCGAAAACAAUUGGCCCUAGCUCUAAAACUUUAAAACGCACAAAAACUGAGGGAAAGAUAGAAGAAACUAAAAAGUCUCGGAAUGCAGAAAAUGAUAAUGAAAUGCCACAGAAUGAAGAGAAAAAAGGAAAAUUAGAUUCUCCUGACACUGAACAGUCAGAGGAAAUAAGGGCUACACCUGGGAAGAAAAGGGGCCAUCACCUCUGUCAGACUUGUGGUGAGAAAUUUCCAACCCAGGAAAUGAUCGAGAAUCAUCUUCGAUUGAAACACCCAGAUGUGUGGACAAAAAUAUUGGAGGAAGAGACAGACAUUUUGGUGUCUUUGGGUAAAAAGGAUUCUGUGUCAGAGGGAUCGGUAUGUGCUAAUAAAACGAGGAGUCUAGGAAAGAAGAAAAGUGCAUCUGAAUUGAAGGAGGAAGAAAUUCUUGUUGACUGUGGGGAAUGUGAAGCAAAGUUCAAAACCACAAGGAGUUUAGAAAGACAUGUUAAACUUAUGCACAGAGAUAAAACACCAACUCUGAGAAAACCUGUAGCUGAUAUGAAUGAAGAAAAAGACAAUCCAGAUGAAAAAAAGAUGGAGAAUGACAGUGAAAAUGAAGAAAUCAAAGAAGGAGACUCAGUUCCAAAGAAAAAGAAUGUAAAUUUUAUUCCAUGGUCAAUGAUGAUGAAAGUCACUGAGAAAACAUACGAGAAGCACGAGAACUUUGUCACAGGAUCGGAAUUUCAGUGCUACUCUUGUGAGGACAAUUUUGAAAGUAUUGCCUUGUUAAUCAUGCACAUGAAAGAAACAAAACAUGAUGGUUUACAGGAAAGCGCAAGGGAGAGAAAAAGAGAGAUCAUUACAGUUAAAAAGAAGAAGAGUCCAACUGUCUACAAAUGUAGUCUUUGCAGAGUAGAAUACUUCAUAAAGGAAAACUGUAUGCAACAUGUCGAAGACAACAACUGCAAACCCAUGUGGAAGAAAACUUGUCCUAUGAAAAAUUGUGAUCUUAGCUUUGAUAACAACAACUUUUUCAUGAAUCAUAUGAAGACUUUUCACAAUUCUGAUUACCCGUUUUUCUGUCCUAACUGCAACAAAUCCUUCUUGCGAAUCCGAGAGUAUGAGAGUCACUGUAACUAUCACAAGCGAAUAAAUAACAGCUUGGUGAACCCCAGCUUGCCAGUCAUGUGCAAUGAAUGUGGAUUACGCUUUCACACAAACUUUGAGAUGAACAAUCACAAACUUGAGGUUCAUGAAUCUAACAAGAAAUUCAUUUGCGAGACUUGUGGCAGGAAGUUUAGAAGGGAGGACAAUAUGAAACUCCACCUCAAGACCCACCAGAAAAGAGAAGAAAAUCCAGAAUUCCAGUGUAAAACAUGUAAAAAGUAUCUGUCUUCAAAGGACAGUUUGAAAUUGCAUGUCAAGUUUAUGCACUCAGAGGAGAAACCAUGUGUUUGUGAAAUUUGUGGGCAUAGAACAAGGCAGAUGGGCAGCUUAAGGCACCAUAUGAAAGUCAGGCAUUCAGAUGAUCGGCCUUAUCAUUGUGAAUGGGAAGGAUGCAAUAAGACUUUUAAAAUCUACCAAGUAUGGCAGUCUCAUUCACAAACUCAUGCUCUGGCUACAGGUGACAUAGACAAAGCCAAAACAUUUGGAAGACUUCAGUUUUGUAAGGUUUGCGAACAACAUUUUCCUUGCAGGACUGACAUGAACAACCACAUGUUGAUUCACUCCACGGAAAAAACCAUUCAGUGUGAUAUUUGUCACGCCACUGUCAAAAGGUGGGGAAGUUUAAAACGCCACAUGAUGAAUGUUCAUAAUAAACUAAUAACUGGAGGACUCUCAGCCAUGCAGACACAGGACGGGUAUUAUCCUCGUAUAAAACCCCAGAAAAGGGUCAUCACCAUUCGGAAACCUCGAGCUUAUUGCCAACCUGCUAAAACACAAGUUAACAGCUCAACAAGUGACAUACCUAAAACACAAGUUCACAGCUCAACAGGUGACAUACCAGAAAUCACCAUAAUAAAGCGAGAAAGUGCAUCUGUACAACCAGCAGAAGCAGAAGGGGAAUAUUACACAGAGAGCACUUAUGAAUUACAGCACUCUGAAGCGCAGGAGAAGCUUCUGCAGAUUCUAGCAGAGGCUAGUUCUGACAUCACAAAAUUGGAGGAGACAAGUUCUGCAAGCAACCCAACAGAGAGAGACUUUGCAACAGAAGCAGACUCCCAAGCAGAGAUAUUGGAGGGGGUGAAGGAAUAUCAUAUAGAAGAAGCCACAAAUGAGGUGUGUUUGGACAGCACAGGAGAACAGGUGAUCUAUCUGAAUUCUGUGCCAAGUGACAUCAUCUCAACAAACAAUGCAGGUGGAGUGAUUUAUGCAGUAAGAAAUAGCGAUGGAAGCUUGUCUUUGCAGAUAGCACCAGAAAAUAGUUGAUAUGCUUUGUGGAAGACAUAGUAGAAACAUUGGUCUAAAAUAUUUAGAAAAUUGAUAACCUAUAGAUUUUAGCUCACCUGAGCUAUAAGCUCAAGUGAGCUUUUCUGAUCACCUGCUGUCUGUCAUCCGUCUGUCUGUAAUCUUUCCACAUUUUUGACUUCUCCAGAACCCACAGACCCAUUUUCAACCAAACUUGUUAUGAAGCAUCAUUGCGUAAAGGGGAUUCAAAAUUGUUCUAAUGAAAGCCACACCACUUUCAACAACAAAACAAACUAAGUAUGAGAAAACUUGUCUGGUUAUCAAAAAUGUUUGUAGUUCUUUUCAAGCAAUUUAUUUAUUUAUUCUUUUGAUAAGUAUGGCAGUGAUAGCGACAUUUUUUCAGAGCACGUUGGGUAAUUAUCAUCAUUUUUCAGCUGCUGAAGAGCAACUCACGUGACUCAUGCGAAGUCAUUGGAGCAAGCUUUGCGAUGUGAUCGUUGCUUGCUAAUAUGUUUUACGGCGUGACCAUGUUUGAGGGCGAAGCAAAAAAAUUUUGGCAUUAGUAUCUAUAUCCAAAACAGAACAAAAACAACCCGAAGUUAGCAGGAUUUGAUCCGCCUAUAUAUUGAACGCGGGAAAUAUAACGCAAAUGAUGUAAACAGUACAUUGUGACGUCAUAUUCAGCGUCGUAUUUUAGCAAAUUUACAAACAUAGCGUCUGAACCACAACAACAAACAUGGCGUUAAUGGUGGAGUGAUUAUAUAUGAUUAAAAAAAUAAGAUUUACGUGCUUUUAUGAAUUUUUGUAACAUCUCAGAACGACGUGAACUAGGGUAGACGAGAUUCAAAAUGGAGAAACACAUGUCCACGCGAUAGUAUUCGAAUUGACGCCAUUAGUACCAAAAUUUUCAAGUUCCAUAGGUAGGGUUUAAUUUUUCAUUGUUUUCCUAUAUUUUCCUUUUAAACAUGUAUAUACAUGUUACCUAUAGGGAGAGCUCCGCUCUCACGGCCCUUCGGGCCGUGAGAGGGCUUCGCCCUCUAUUAAUAUGCGAGCAUCAUCAGGUAAAUUUGCUCCUAUCAUGACCCGGAAGGAUGUGGCCACAAUAGGGGAACAAAGUUUAUAUUAGACUUGACAUUUUUGGCAUCUUCGUCAGAACCCACUGACCCAAUUUCAACCAAGCUUGUCAUGAAGCAUCAUUGGGGAAAGAGGAUUCAAAUGAAGGGGAAAAUCAUAUUCUUAAAAGCAGCAGGUCCAGGAUUAGUCGCAUCAAUAUGCAAGCAUCCUCAGGUAGUGCAGAAUGUAGUUUCUUCUAUGCCCUGGGGGUAGGUUUAGGCCACAGUAUAGAUUCCAUUUAUGGACCAUAGGGUUAGGAUGGGGCUAGAAUUGGGAAUAAAAUUUUACGUGAUAUGUGGAUAUAGGGUAUUCCUAUGUUGUGUGGAUUCAAGUUGGGUUAGAUCAUAACCUUGUUUGGCAUAGGUGGGGUCAUGAUAUGAGUUCAAAAUUUUUCAUAGGUGUAAAGUGUUAAAAAUAAAAAAAAAUUUGGGAAAUCUUCAGAAGAGUAGAACCAGGAUGACUCAGGUGAGCGUUGUGGCCCGUGGGCCUCUUGUUGGUUCUGUAAUAUCAGUAAUACCAAUCAUGUAUGUUAAUAUCCACUUGCAGCAGAAUUGUGGUGGGAAACGGUAUUCAUUUAUGUGUAACAUGCUCAUUUGUUUGUGAACUCGUUCACGUUCAUGUUUGUGGGUUCAGUCUUGAGUACAAGAUUUAACUACAGGUGUUAAUCAUCGGUUACUAUUGGUUUUUGAGAUUAAAGGUUAAGGUUAUUUGAAGGAAAAUUAUGACACAAUUUAAGCUACAUUUAUUGUUAAGUCUUAUCAGACUGUCAGGAAUGGUACUUAAUAAAAAGACCUCAGUUCCUGUUGGUUUUUUAGGCUACAGUUGAUGGGUCAAGGUCAUUAGAUGCAUGCUAUAGCAGGUCUACACAUUGGGGACUUGCCCUCUUCAAUUAUUCUAUUGUUUUCAAGUUAAUAGAUGAAAAUGAUGACCGGAAGGGGCAUUCUAAAUUUUUUUGGUGCUUGAUUACAGCAGCAACUUUAAUCAAAACUUUGUAAUUUGAGCAAAAAUAUUUGUUCCUAGUAUAAAGACUACAUGUAGUUGUACUUAGUAUAAAGAUCUUAGUAUUGAUAUUGGUUUUCAAAUUUACAAGUGUUAAGUCAAGUCACUGGAUGGAAAUUCCAGGAUUUCUUUGAAACUUUCAUUAUUUCCUAUUGAUUUCAGGGUUUCAUAUUUUAAAGAGUAAAGGACACUGAAAGGAAAUGUCAAAAUUCUCAGCAAAAUAUAUAUGUAAAUGUUGGUUAGGCCAUGCCAAUUUGUAAUCUAGUUCGUCGGAUUCGCCGCUUCUAUUUGCAACAAAUCCAAAUUAUAAUAUUAUCAAAAAAUAAUAUCCGCCCGCGUGUUCAAAAAUAUCCGUAAAUAUUUUUUUAGUUUUUACAACAAGCGCACAAAUAACCUUGAUGUAUAUGCUGACAAAUGACAGAAGCGCGGGCUCUUGAGAAAUUUCCUAACAGUGUAAUACGGUUAAGUUAUUCAUGAUGUCUAUCUUAAUAUGUACGAUACUUCAAAACACUGGAUUGGAAGUUGUUCCUUAUGCUGGAACCGAACUGGAAGCCGAUGAAACUUUUGAAGCACUAUUCGAUGCCACUAUUUAGAGAACAUUGAUAGCGUAUGACUGAUUGUUUGAUUAGCCUAUAUAUUGACUGAAGUAUCUCUUGAGAAUAUUUCACUCACAUGAAGAUGUUACCAUUGCCGGUGAAGGGCUGCAAAAUUUAGGCCUAUGCUCAGCGCUUAUGGCACUGAGGGAUCUUUAUCGUGCUACACCUGCUGUGACAAGGAUCUCAGUUUCUGCAGUCCUAUCUGAAGGACCGCCCCAUUUAUUUGCCUCUUACAACAAGCAAGGGGUACUGAUCGAUGACUAUUUUAAACCGGACCGACAGUUAACGACAAAUUCACAAAAAGUUUGGUGAUGUCAUAUCAAAAUUCAAGAAAAUGCUCAAAGCGAUGCAAUGGAUAUUGCAUUUGCAAUGAAUGUCAAAACUGGAUGUGUCCCUAGCAAUAUGCAUAUCUCUGAAUCGAAAGUUUGUAGAAAUGAAACUUAAAUAAAAUUCUUCAAAAAGACCUUAUCAGUUAAUGUUGCAAAGUACAUGUAUUAUGUAUAAAGAAAAUAAGUCUUUGAAACCUGAAAUACAUCUUAUUUAUUGUAAACUAUAUCAACAAAGUUGAAAAAUAUUAAGUUUAUGUGGUAAAACAAAUGAUAUCUGAUGAUUUUAGAUCUUUAUUUUUAGGCACCCGCUUUUUAAAAUCACACUUAAUUCAAUUAAAAAUAUUUAUAUUUCUUGUAUUCGCUCGCCUCAUAAUUUUUAUCUCCAAAAUUAAAAAUAAUAUUUGUAAAAUAAUUUCGCCCUCUCGCCUCACUUUUUUUGUUUGAAAAUCCGAAGAACUAUUUUACAAAUUGGUGUGGCCUUAUUAAAUUUUUAUCAAAUUUUCAGAAAUUUGAGUCCAUCAAAGAUUUGUAUCCUCUUGAUUUACAAGGUCACUGGAAAGGAAUUUUAAUUUUCUUCUAGUUUUUAUUGUGUUUUAGCUCACCUGAGCUGAAAGCUUAAGUGAGCUUUUCUAAUCACAUUUUGUCCAGUGUCCAUCUGUUUGUCCAUCCAUAAUCAACUUCUCGGCUAAUUUCAGCCAGAUUUGCCACAAUUGUGCUUGAGUAAAGAGGAUUCAAGUUUGUUCAAAUGAAAGGAUCAAGUCAGGGUAACCAAAGAAAAGACCUAUAGGGGAGACAAUUCAGGGUAACCAAAGAAAAGACCAAUAGGGGUGAACAAUCUUCCAUAAAAACUCAUUCUUAUAUCAACUUUCAUUGGGGUUUCUUUGCCGUAUAUGUUUGAAUUUUUAUGCCCCCCUUUGAAAAAGAGGGGGCAUAUUGUUUUGCACCUGUCGGUAGGUUGGUCGGUCUGUAGACCAUGUGUUGUCCGCUCAAUAUCUUGAGAACCAUUCACUUGAUGAUAAUGAUAUUUCAUAUGUGGGUUAGUUAUGAGUAGAAGAGGAUCCCUAUUGUUUUUCAGGUCCAAAGGUCAAGGGUCAAUCUACUCUGGACAUAGGAAUAUAAUGUCCGCUCAAUAUCUUGAGAACCCUUUGCUUGAAAGACAUCAAACUUGGCACACUGGUACAUCCUAAGGAGUAGAUGACCCCUAUUGAUUUUGAGGUCACAUGGUCAAAGGUCAAACUUGACAUGGGAAUAUACUGUCUGCUCAGUAUCUUGAGAAUCCUUUUUUUGACAGACAUCAAACUUGGUACACUGAUACGACUUCAGGAGAAGAUGACCACUAUUGAUUUUGAGGUCACAUGGUCAAAGGUCAAGGGUCACACUAAACAGGAAUAUACUGUCCGUUCAAUAUUUUGAGAACCCUUCGCUUGACAGACAUCAAACUUGGUACACUGGUACAUCUUCAGGAGAAAAUUACCCCUAUUUAUUUUGAGGUCACAUGUUUAAAGGUCAAGGGUCAAACUGGACAUAGGAAUAUACUGUCCGUUCAAUAUCUUGAGAACCCUUUGCUUGACAGACAUCAAACGUGGUACACUGGUACAUCUUCAGGAGUUGAUGACCCCUAUUGAUUUUUAGGUCACAUGGUCAAUCCACUCUUGACAUAGGAAGAUAUUGUCUGCUCAAUAUUUUGAAUUGAUGAUACUACUCUCAAUUAAAUGAUGUGUGUGUGUAUAAUCCUUUUUAAUUUUGCACCAUGGGGGGCAUAUGUGUUUUACAAACAUCUCUUGUUCAAAUUUACAGUUUGAACCUAAAAUUCAAUAUUUGCGAUGCUGAAAUCAACCAUCAAAUAUGACAUAAACAGUGUAUAAGAUUAAAGAUUUUGGCUUGAAUUUGGCCUUAAAAUCCUUCAGAGUAGGCUUGUCCCUAAAUGAAAUUAUGAUGUUGGACCUGCUUUUAAGAAAACCUAACCUAAUAUCUCGUGAAUUAUUUCAGGUAUAGCUGUUAUAUUUUGUAAAUGGAUUUCUUAUGGCAAGACCUUUUAUUUCAUACCAUGAUUUGUGACCUUGACCUUCUCCAGAGCAGCAAGAUCAUAUUGGUAUUGAGGCAUCCCCAUAUUGUGUGAAUUUAAGUUCAGUUAUGUUAUGACACUUUAGAGCUAGAUUGGAACCACAAUAUGGGGUCAGAAAUUUUCAUGGACAAAAAGAAAAUCUGUUAAAAAUCACAACAGCGAUAAGCAGGGUUAAGGUGAGCAAUGUGUCCCAUGAGUCUCUUGUUUGCAUUCCAUUUCAAAUGCACUGACAUAGAUACUAGGCUAUCUUACGCCAAUACUUUGGUUUGUACUGAUCGAUAUCCCGCGCGAUUUUCAAUGUUAAAUAUAAAAGGCAAGGUUCAUUGGAUUGGGAAUUCCAAAGCCCCUUGUGUUCAGGACUUCUAUGUGUGUUCUGAUUUCAAUUGCACUUGGAUGAAUGCCAUCUUCAGGAUGUUCUGCUUUGCAAAGACUUUGUUAUUUACACAAUGUAACCAGGCCUGGUGCACUGCAGUUCUCCUUAUUCCCAUGUCAGUGGCCCAUCUUUAAUUUCUAAUUUUUGUUGAAUGUCUUAUAGUUAUUGUAUUGAUGGUCAAAAGGUAUCCGUAAUGAUUUUAAUAUUUGUAUUCACAAUGUAUGUUUAAAUCUUGUUGGAUACUUUUACCCUUUUUAAAGUUUAAUUUUGUAAAAUUCAGUUUUGAAUUAUUUUGGAAAACAAGGACUGAUAUAAGAUUUUUUUUCUUUAUGGUUAUGAAAGACCCAUCAGACACAGGUUUCCUUUUAAUGUUGAAUUAAUUCAUUAAAUUCUGUAUAUGUACAUCAGUUUCUUAUUUAAUUCAUUAAAUUCUGUAUAUGUACAUCAGUUUCUUAUUUUAAAAUCAUAUUAGAUCAAAUAAACUUGAUGAAAUUGAAUGUAUAAUGAAACUGUAUAUAAAAUUUGUAUGAAAGUGUU
Molecule: messenger RNA, 9189 nt
Organism: Ostrea edulis (European flat oyster)
Lineage: Eukaryota; Metazoa; Mollusca; Bivalvia; Ostreida; Ostreidae
Product: zinc finger protein 728-like
Exons: 7
Coding region: 118-3198 (1026 amino acids)
Biological process (GO): positive regulation of reciprocal meiotic recombination
Cellular component (GO): nucleus
Molecular function (GO): recombination hotspot binding; histone H3K4 methyltransferase activity; histone H3K36 methyltransferase activity
Source: RefSeq, a predicted model, not a curated record